AUCAUAAAAAGAAAGAACAUAUAAUGAAAGACUGAAUUUGACAGGUUAAUAGGGCCUUACUCUGUUGAAGGAUCGUCCUUCAAGCCAGUUAUUUUAACCCUGUUAUUUGAUAGUUUUUUUGUAUUAAGUGUGUGUGCGUAUGUGUGCGUGUGUGUGUGUGUGUGUCUGUUUCAGGACAGCUGCUAGGAUGUUGCAGACAAGUGUUGUGUGCCCCCCGGUGGUCAGCUGCAGAGUUACUGCUAAACACACUCUCACAUAUUAAAACCAAGAUUUAAUCUCUACACUCCAGAUAAUUCUCGACAAAUGUCUCCUCUAUCACACCACCUUAAAAUAAAUCUGUCUAUGCUGCUAUUUAAGGUGGAUUGAAUAUUUACAAAAUAACAAGCUGUCCAGUUCCUAUGCUAAAAAAUGCAGAAUGGUCUAAAUUGACUCACAGAAGUAAAUUGACCACAAAAGUAAUGAGGGACAUCUAGAACACCGAGUUUUAAGGCCAUAUUGAGCUACUGGUUUAAGGAAGAAUGGUGUGUAUUUAGACUGACAGACAAAUGUAACCAAUGCAUCUGUUAAGGUGGACUGUAAAACCCACAGCUGCGGAAAUAAGAGGACAAGCAGGAGCUGGAUGUGUUGGCCUCUAUUUUUUGGAUAAUAUGGUGUAGAAUGUAGAAAAAUGAUCCUAGAGAAGAAGAAGCAGCACAACCCAAUCAAAUAAAACUCAGCACAGACAAUCAGAAGAUACUUAUCAUUAAUAAGUAAAAUAGAGCAGAUGGGAUGUUGGAUUAGGGGUUAAAUUCUUGUUGUUCAUCACAUAUCAGGGAUUUCUGCUCUUUAAGGAGAGAGAGUAACAGUUCAUACUCACACACACUCAUUCUUUCACUUACUUCCCUCCAACCCCCCCUCCUGUCUCUCUAUCUUUCUCUCUCUCCCCCUCCCUCCCUCUCUCCCACUCAACUCUCUCUCUCUCUCUCUCUCUCUCUCUUGCCCGCCCACUCCCUCAGGCAGUAUAAAGAGGGUGUCCCUCUCUCUGGAGGCUCAGACAGACCCUCAGCUCACAGUGCUGCUGACCUCUCUGCUAGCUUUCACUCAGGACAGUGUGUGUGUGAGUGUGUGUGUGUGUGUUGAGGACACACACGCCGAUUCAGUGCUCAUGGUGUCCUGCAGGUCCACUAAAGGGGCGUCCAAAGCCCGGCGAGACCACAUCAACGCAGAGAUCCGGAAGAUGCGGGAGCUGCUGCCCAUCCCGGCCGAGGAGCAGGAGCGCCUGUCCUACCUCCACACCAUGUCCAUCAUCUGCACCUUCAUCAGGAAGACCAUCCUCCUCUCAGGUGAUGGAGGGAGAGGUGAUGAAGCCCCCCUGCCGCUGUAUGAAGAUUGGCUGCAGGCUCUGCCGGGCUUCAUCAUGGCCGUGGAUAAAGAAGGGAAGCUUGUCUACGUGUCUGAAAACGUGUCCCAGUAUCUGGGCUUCUCCAUGGUGGACGUCCUGCAGAGCGACUCUCUGUAUGAGUUGAUGGAUGCAGAUGAUGUCGACUCUGUGAAGUACAGUUUGGAGGAAGAGAGCGGGGCUGCAGAGCGGAGCUUCGUGUGCAGGAUGAACACCUCUAAGGCCUUCAGGCUGCAGUAUGGGGGAAGCUGCCCCCUACUGGUGCAGGGUUGGUUCCAGGACCCUCAGCACUGCCUGUUUGUGGCACUGUGCUCGCCCACGGUGGACAGACUGACGGACAGCGAGCGGCUGAGCUUCAGAGCUCACUUUCAGAGCGUCCACAGAGCCGACAUGAGCUACACUCACACUGACCACAGUGUCGCCCUAUUUCUGGGUUACGAAGCGGAGGAGCUGAUUGGCCGAUCCUGGUACAGCAUGCUCCACCCAGAUGACCUUUCGCUGAGUGCCAGCGCUCACACACAUCUGAUACAGCAGAGCGGAGAUGCAGAGGUAGAGUUGGUGUUUAGGGUUCAGACUAAAGGUCAUUCGUGGGUCUGGCUUUACACCUGCGCCUCGAAAUCCCUGCAGAAACAGGAGAUCACCUGCACAAACUACAUCAUCAGCAAACCAGAGGCGGAGUACAUCAGGCAGAAGCUGUGCAGCCGAUCAUCCUCUCCGCUGCCUCUGUCUACCCCCAUUUCCCAGAUGCCCUGGGGUCCCGGCCCCUACACCUCACCAAAACGGCAAGCGGAGAACAGUGAACAGAGGGCGGCGCCGAGGAAGAAGACCAGACGGCUUUCGGAGAGCCCAGUGUCAUCUUACUGUGUGACGACCAGUACCAGUACUAAUGGCCACAGCAGAGACGUGUCUGCGGACCAGGCCUUGUUUUCCACCCCGCCCUACAGCCCCGCCUCCUCCCUGUCGGACGACUGCAGCUUGGACGCAUCACAGGACAUGAUGUACAGUCUCACCAAGACCACAGCGUCUCCUUCAUCCUCCUAUUCUCCUUCCACCUCCUCCUCUUCUACGCUUUCCUUUCAACUGCAGCCAUUUCUGCAAAGCUCUUUCAGGGUGGAGCCUUGCCCUCUUACUCCACCCCCUUACUCUUACCCAGAUGCCCAAGCUCCAGCUAGUUUGUCCCCAAACUACCAGCCUGUGGAGGACUGUGGAGGCUCUACGGACAGCGUUCUCCACUUUGAGGACUUUGGCCUCCUCUCAGAGCUAAAUUCAAGUGAGGGUGAGGUUUUCCAAACCCCUGAGGAUUCCGGGUCCAUCUCCCCGGCUGAGCUUUUAACCAUCGACCCCUCGCCAAUCUCCAACAGCUCCACCCUGUCCCCUCAGGAACAGGCUGAGAUCAGCGUCCUGGCCCACCAGAUUUCCACACUGGCCAGCAGCUUCGACCUGUACCGUACAAAAAGCAGCGCCCCCUGCUGGCCCUCUACCAGCACCCAGACCGCUGAGCCGCUUCUGGAUGAAGACGUCAUCGACUGCAUCCUGAAGGACUGGGAUGGGCCAACGCUGAGGAAAGAAUCUGGCAGCGGGUGGGGGCAACUUCCCAGGACCACCAUGGAGCAGGGAUCUGCGAUGCAGGGAUCCGCAGUGCAGGGCCUCUCUCUGGAUGCUCUGGUGGACUUCAUCCCCUCAGAACUUCCCGCAGAAGACCCCCAUCCCUGGCCCUGUGUUUUUAGGCAGGACUGCCAUGAAGACGAUAUUGAGUUGCAUCAACUCGGCCUUUACCUACCAAGCAACUUCCAGCAAGAUGGGUUUGCUGAUGAAUCCAUGUACUGAAUGAAGUCCCAGACUUCCAGUACUCCCCCAGUAUGGCAUAUUGUCAUGGCAGCUAUCGAGGCUUCGUCCCUGGAUUCACGUUCACAAGACUCUGAAGGACUUUUUUUUUUCUCUGCAGUGUUAAACGGAACAGGGUUGUUUUCAUACUGUUCACACAGUCACAAUCUAAACCCUUUUAUUGGUUUAAUGUCUCGAGUUUUCUGCACUGCCCCCUGGUGGACGGGGCUCCCUGUGCUCCUGUUCACUGUGUGUUGAUUACGGUACGCUGAUCUGUCAGUGCAUUCACUACAGCUGUGUUUUAAACAUAAGCACUUUGGUACGCCUGUGAACACUAAUGAAGUCUCUGUGGAGCAGAAGCUACAUUACUACAUGCAGCUGAUGCAGGAGGUUCAGCUGAAACUGCACCAGCAUGCUCGCUUUAAUGGCAAGAGAGCUGAUCGAUCGGAUCAGGAAUUUUAAAGUAAUUAUAAAACUGGUAUCACUGAAAUCAUCCCAAAGACUGCUUUGUCAUAUUUAUGUUUUUUUUUUGCUUACUGUAAUUAAAUAACCUGUUUACACUGAUUUCUCCUUUUGUAAAUAUUACAAUGUGAGUUGAGUUGAGUUCUAACACUGAAGAA
Astyanax mexicanus (Mexican tetra) is the source of this 3822-nucleotide messenger RNA. RefSeq names its product neuronal PAS domain protein 4 like (gene npas4l). The transcript has 8 exons. Gene Ontology annotation, molecular function: RNA polymerase II transcription regulatory region sequence-specific DNA binding; DNA-binding transcription factor activity, RNA polymerase II-specific. Lineage: Eukaryota; Metazoa; Chordata; Actinopteri; Characiformes; Acestrorhamphidae. Bases 1145 to 3205 code for a protein of 686 amino acids. The record is from RefSeq and is a predicted model, not a curated record. Gene Ontology annotation, biological process: regulation of transcription by RNA polymerase II.